AUGAAGACCAAAAACAAACCCACAAAGCGCAGGAUUUUGGCGGACAAAGAGACAUUUCAUGGUGAGCCAACAUCCAGUAAGCAGGACCUGGAGAAAUGUUUGAGGAACAGGGACAGGCGGAAGGGGGAGAAGACUGAGGGCAGCAAGGGAGGGACUGCCAGAAAGAAGUCAUCCUCAAGCAGCCGGGAAAGCAAUCUGAGGAGGCUGGAGAGUAACGAGAGGGAGAGGCAGAGGAUGCACAAACUCAACAAUGCCUUCCAGGCCUUGCGAGAAGUCAUUCCCCAUGUCAGGGCAGAGAAGAAACUCUCCAAAAUCGAGACCCUCACCCUGGCUAAAAACUAUAUCAAAUGUCUGACCUCCACCAUCCUCAACAUGUCCAAUGGUUGUCUCCCUCCCCUGGAAGGGGAGGGAUCUGCUCACAACUCUAAAUUCUACCAGCAUUAUCAGCAGCAGCGAGGAGAUGAGGAAAGUGAAGAUCAGCUAAAGAAAUAUUCCACCCAGAUCCACAGUUUUCGGGAAGGGAGUUAG
Dromiciops gliroides (monito del monte) is the source of this 528-nucleotide messenger RNA. It is a transcript of the gene BHLHA15, whose product is annotated as basic helix-loop-helix family member a15. The record is from RefSeq and is a predicted model, not a curated record. The transcript has a single exon. NCBI's taxonomy places the organism in Eukaryota, Metazoa, Chordata, Mammalia, Microbiotheria, Microbiotheriidae. The coding region runs from base 1 to 528 and encodes 175 amino acids. Gene Ontology annotation, molecular function: protein dimerization activity.